AUGGAGGACGGCCGAGGUCAGUACGGAAAGGAGUGCGAUUGGUGGAGUCUCGGGAUUUGCAUGUACGAGAUGCUGUACGGGAACACUCCCUUUUACUCGGAGCGCCUCAUCGACACUUAUGGGAAAAUCAUGAGUCAUCAGGAGAUGCUCGAUUUCAACGACGAUGACAUUGAUUGGAACGUUUCCGAAGAGGCCAAAGAUUUGGUUCGAAAAUUGAUUUGCCCAAGAGAGGUUCGUCUCGGAAGAAGUGGUUUUGCCGAUUUCAAAGAUCAUCCAUUUUUCUCGGGAAUCAACUGGGAGACGAUUCGUAACUCAAAUCCUCCUUAUCGUCCCGAAGUCUCCAGUCCGACCGAUACGUCGAAUUUCGAUGUUGAGGACGAUUUGACGCCAAGUGAAGUACGUGCUCCAAAUGUGACAGCCGCUUUCACGGGACAUCAUCUACCAUUCAUCGGCUUCACAUAUACACAUGGAAGUCUCUUAUCCGAUGCGGCAAACCUAUCAAAUGUGAUUAAUGGAAGAAAAGCUCCAACGCAAGGAGAUGAUGUUCGACCGGCAGCCAUUGAGGCUUAUGAAAGACGCUUAGAACAAUUGGAAGUCGAUCGGAGUGAACUCACGAGGAAAUUACAUGAAGCAAAUCAAAUUGUUAUCUCGAAGCUGACCGUCGAUCAAAAUGGAGAUCACGCGGAACGGGAGAAACAACAUGAGCAAACAAUUGCACAGCUUCGAGAUGAGAUUCAGAUCCUCAAGAAAAGACUCGCGGAAGAAGCGGCUGCCUCACAACGCCCACAAAAGGACACUACACAAGAGGAGAUGGAGCGAAAGAUGAAAGAGUUGAAAGAGAAAAAUCGGCAACUCAUUCUCGAGAAGUCUGAAUUACAACGAGAACGCGAGGAAUUCCAAGAGAAACUUAGCUCACAAACGGCUGAAUGGAAAGAAGCGGUGAAACAUCGAGAAUUGGCAAAACAGGAUUUUGAAGAGUUGAGCAAUGAGCUCACGAAUGAGAAGAAUCGAAUCCGGAAACUCGAAAAAGAAUUGCACGAAAAGGAGACGAGAACCGAUCAGUUACAGAAAAAGGUUGAUGAUCUUAAAUCUGACAUGCGAAAGCUUGACCAAACAAAGCAGGACUCUGACAUGAGUCUUUCGGGUUUACAGAGAGAACUCGAAAAUGAGAAAUUGGAACGAGAAAGCUUACAGAAUCAAAUCGCUUCCCUUGGCAGCAAUUCAAGUGAAGAAGCGAGAAGACAUGCUGAAGAAAGAGAACGUUUGAAUGAAAGACAUAAUGAAAUCAUUGCACAAGAAGAGAUCAAAAGAAAACAAUUACAAGAACAUUAUCAGACGCAACUCUCCGAUUUACAAACACAACUGGACGAGCGUGAUGCUGAGCUGCGAACAGGAAAGGAAAAACUCGAUGAAGAUCGUCGAGGACUUGAGGAACAAACGAAAAAUGCCGAGAAGCUUUUACGUGAGAACAACAAUCAGUUAUUGGUGGAGAAUGAGACAUUGAGAGAAAGAUUGUCACAACUCGAAGAUGAGCUAAAAUCGCACUCUGGAUUGAACACCGAGCAAAUGCACGAAAUGAUUCAGUGGAUCAAUCAGGAGAAGAUCACGCGAGAGCAUAUGGAGAUUCUUGCGACAAAGAUCUCUGGGGGAGUGGAGACAUUAAAGACUCAAUCACUAAACGGUACGCCUGUCUCCACAUCGAGAUUGCCAUUCUCAGAGCAUGGCCACAUCUACGCUAAUCAAACCCCCGCAUCCGCCUGGGGCUCGAAGCGGCAAAAGCGAUUGGCAGCGAUGAACGAUCAAGAUGUGCAGAAAUCUCUUCAAGCUGAACUUCGUGCCAAAGAAAGUCUACAGGAAGAGAUCAAGAAGCAACGAGCGCGCAACUAUCAACUCAACUCCCGUCUUCAACAAGCUGAUGAAACGAUUGCGAUUCAACGCCGCGAAAUCGACGAAAUCACCAUUCAAAGAGAACAACUACGAUCUGCUCUUUCAUCGAUUAACAAUGGUGAUAUGCAGGCCAGCUUUUUCAAUAUGGUGAACACGGAUAGCCCUGUUGGAACUGAAGCUCGUUCGGCUUUAUCCGGGUCGAUCCGUGAUUCGAUCAGCCUCUCGCAGAGCACCGACUAUGAGCCGCCGAAUUCGAGUCUACGAAAACGCGAAGAGGAGCUUCGACGACAGAAUUUGCAUUCACCAGUCUGCUACGAGAAUACGAGACCGGGACAGACGUCGGCGUCGAGCUCGAGCACGGUUGCUGUUGGACGAAUGCACAGUCCACAGAUCCUAAACUCUCAAAUCAACGCGGCGCUCUCGGGCCGAGGCCAUAUGUUCACCCAUGUUCAUCUCUCAUCACCAACGAAAUGUGGUCAUUGUACGAGUAUUCUUGUGGGAUUGGAUCGACAAGGUCUUUUCUGUCAGAAUUGUCAAUACCCAUGUCAUGUUCAUUGCAUGAGUCGAGCUCCGGCCACUUGCCCCGUUCCACCAGAAUCUCGUCGGCCAAUGGGUAUUGAUCCAUUGCGUGGCGUUAGGACAGCUUAUGAAGGACAGGGUUGGCAAACGACAUUUGUCGUCGUUUGUGACUUCAAAUUGUUGCUUUUCGACUGCACACCGAACAAGGAGAAAGGCAGCCCUAUGCCCCCGAUAUUCAGCCAAAUGUUCGACAGGUGUUGGACAUGCGAGACUCGAACUUUCCAAGUGCAAUCGGUCACCGAGCACGAUGUGAUUCACGCGACUAAAAACGAUAUCCCAAAAAUCUUCAGGAUUACAACUUCACAAAUCCAAGGAACUUUCGGCUCCGAGGACGCCAAACAGUACACAUUGUUGAUGGCUGAAACAAAAGAUGAAUGCAAGAAAUGGGUGGUGGCGUUAACCGAGCUGAAGAGUUUACUGAAAAAGUCUCGACUUCCUGAUAAAACGGCAUUUGUGUACAAGGAGCUCUUUGAUGUGAAUUCUCUUCCGAUGAUUAAAUUCGCUCAAUGUGCUGUCAUUGUUGAUCCAAAGAAAAUCGUUACUUUGGUCGCUGUCGGUGGUGAAAAGAGGAGAACAAGGGGCGGUGUGUGGGAAAAGUCGAAUAUGUUGCGUCGGAGCAAUUAUUUGUGGCAAUGGUUGGGGAAAGGAAAUGAGAGACAUUUGCGUCUGAUUCCAACAGCGGCACUUGAUGGUCGAGAUUUGAAAUGGAUUAAGCUAAAUGAUACAAAGGGAUGUCAUUUGAUGGCUGUUGGGGGAAUUGAUGGAAGACAAACCUAUAUUGCCGCUGCAAUGAAACGAGCCGUCAUUCUCUUCCAAAUUGAUCGCAGCGAGAAACGACACAAACGAAUGAGCUUUGAUCUCGCAAUGCCGGGUCAACCCCAAUGUAUGGCCAUCAUCGGUUCUCGUCUCGUUAUUUCUUCAUUGGUGAAUCACGAGGAUCAAUCGUUGUCUUUCCUUUCUCAACCCGGCUACGAGGCUCAAAUGCUCAUCCCAACCCCAUCAACCAUUGGUGCUGGAGAGAUCGCUGAAUAUCUUCUCGUUUUCAAUAAACUCGGUGUUUACGUCGAUCAAUAUGGACGAAGAUCUCGUUCUCAAGAGUUGAUGUUCCCAUCAUUACCUCGUGCAAAUGUCGAAGACGCUAUUUUAUUGCCGGAUAAUGUUUCUAAAUAUGGCGGAAAGCUGAAAAGGCCUGGGAAGAGAAAAUUCACCGUUCGAACUCCGGGAAAAGAUGAGCAAAAAGCCGUUGAUCGCCGCAGUGCUUUGCCGAUCUCUGGUCCAUCUGACUUCAAACAUCUCUCGCAUAUGGGACCCGAUUCAGCGCAAAAUUUCAUCGAUCUCGCGAAAGAGCAAGACAAAAAACAAGCGGAUAAGAGUCGUAGUCUUCUACCUCCAAUCAUGCGCUCAACGUCGAGCACUUCGUCGAAUGUGAAUUCAGUUCUGGGUGGUAGUAAAAAGGAACUAGAACAAAUGGUUCGGAAUCGACCGGUCUCUUCACAUAGCCGAAGCUCUGAUGGUUCUAGUCUGGGAAGGGAUGGGAAACAAGAAAAUGCGUAUAUGGAACCGAUCUCUCGCCAACGCCAAUCCAUCCCGGCCAUCUCUCCACCAACUCUUCCCAAUUCUCCCAUUCACACAAACACUAUCAACUACGGGGAAAGACCAAAAUGGUGGGACAUAUCGACGUUUUCGAAAGAUGAUAACAAACACGGAAUGUUAGAAGAAUCGUCGUUUUCUUGCGUCUUCCCGAAGUAUCGAGAGAAAUAUAUUAAGGAAUGCUGGCCCAUCUUUGAAAAGACGGUGAAAGAGCACGAGUUGAGAGCUGAUUUUGAUUUAAUUGAAGGCACAAUGACUGUUCGCACUACAAGAAAAACCUGGGAUCCGUAUGUAAUCAUCAAGGCAAGGGACUUAAUUCGUCUACUAUCACGAAGUGUCCCAAUUGAUAAAGCUAGCAAGGUUCUUGAAGAUGAUAUUACAUGUGAGAUUUUGAAGAUAUCCGGAAUGUGUCACAACAAAGAGCGAUUCGUUAAGAGGCGCGCUCGAUUGGCUAUUGAAUUGUUAACCGAAUGCCAUUUGACUGUACAAGGAAGCACUGUUGCUGCUGUUGGACCAUUUCACGGGUUAAAGCAAGUCACCAAUAUUGUCACUGAUUGUAUGGCCAAAAACAUUCAUCCGAUUUUCAACAUCAAAACACUGAUGAUCAAACGAGAAUUGGCCAAAAAACGAAAAGCUAAAGGACGAGAAUUGGGAGAGAUUUUUAACCAAGUUCAGAAAAAGGUUCAAUCAGCGGCCACUACAGCGGAAGCGAAAAAGAAGAAGGCCAAGCAAUGGAAACAGAAAGGAGAAUAUACGCCAUUCCCGCCUACACACAGCUUAGCAAGUGUUGAUAAGCUUCUGGAAACUGGUGAAUAUUUUGCUACCGAAGAGGAAACGAUUGAAGGACAAACGGAAAGAAAAAGCCGAAAAGAUGGAGCAACGAACAAAGGAAAGAGUAAAGGAACGAAACGAAACACUUGUUCCGAAAGAAGAGAAACCCAU
Molecule: messenger RNA, 4998 nt
Organism: Mesorhabditis belari
Lineage: Eukaryota; Metazoa; Nematoda; Chromadorea; Rhabditida; Rhabditidae
Source: the annotation of a GenBank genome assembly